This is a messenger RNA of Archocentrus centrarchus (flier cichlid), 1738 nucleotides long. RefSeq names its product blue-sensitive opsin-like. Gene Ontology annotation, biological process: visual perception; G protein-coupled receptor signaling pathway; phototransduction. The record is from RefSeq and is a predicted model, not a curated record. Lineage: Eukaryota; Metazoa; Chordata; Actinopteri; Cichliformes; Cichlidae. Gene Ontology annotation, molecular function: G protein-coupled receptor activity. The coding region runs from base 147 to 1205 and encodes 352 amino acids. Gene Ontology annotation, cellular component: membrane. The transcript is spliced from 5 exons.
AGCACAUCCCAGAUAUAAGACAGAAGAAAACACUAAAUCUCUCAGUGCUAUUUAGAUGCAGUUUAUUUGCAAUCUUUUAAAGUAGUUGUAUUUAAUAUCUUUAUUAACGGCGCUUUAGAUUUUUAUUUAACACAAAAUCUGAGAAAAUGAGAGGAAAUCGUCCUGAAGAGUUCCCAGAAGACUUCUGGAUCCCCAUCCCCCUGGACACUAACAAUAUCACAGCCUUUAGUCCAUACCUGGUCCCUCAGGACCAUUUAGGAAGUCCACUGAUCUUUUAUUCGAUGUCGGCAUUUAUGUUUGUUUUGUGGGUGGCUGGUACAGCGAUCAAUGUCCUCACUAUUGGAUGUACUGUUAAAUACAAGAAGCUCCGCUCUCAUCUGAACUACAUCCUGGUGAACUUGGCUGUGGCAAACCUGCUUGUCUCCACUGUGGGCUCCUUCACCUGCUUCGUCUGUUUUGCCUUUAGAUACAUGUACCUUGGUCCAGUUGGAUGCAAGAUCGAAGGAUUUACAGCGACUGUUGGUGGCAUGGUUAGCCUGUGGUCUCUUGCUGUGAUAGCAUUUGAGAGAUGGCUGGUUGUGUGCAAACCACUUGGGAACUUUGCCUUCAGAUCAAGCCAUGCUGUAGCAUGCUGUGGACUGACUUGGGUCUGCGCUAUGAGCGCUGCAGUUCCUCCUCUGGUUGGAUGGAGCAGGUAUAUCCCAGAAGGCAUGCAAUGUUCCUGUGGCCCAGAUUGGUACACAGCAGGCAACAAGUUUAACAAUGAAACCUAUGUGAUAUACCUCUUCUGCUUCUGCUUUGCUGUCCCUUUCUGUACCAUCAUCUUCUGCUACUCACAGCUUCUGCUCAUGCUGAAAUCGGCAGUGAAGGCCCAAGCUGAGUCUGCCUCCACCCAGAAGGCGGAAAAGGAAGUGACCAAGAUGGUGGUCAUCAUGGUGUUCGGGUUUCUGGUGUGCUGGAUGCCAUAUGCCUCCUUUGCUCUUUGGAUAGUCAAUAACCGUGGGCAGCCAUUUGACCUGAGACUGGCCACUAUACCCUCCUGUUUCUCAAAGGCCUCCACGGUCUACAACCCUGUCAUUUACAUCCUCCUCAAUAAGCAGUUCCGUUCGUGUUUAAGGAAGAUGCUCGGGAUGAGUGGAGGUGAUGAGGACGAGUCAACAACAAGUCAGUCAGCCACUGAAGUCUCUAAAGUCGGACCUGCGUAGGUUGUUCAUGCCUAAUUUGCAUGGAUCACAUACUGGACCAAGCACCGUAUUGACACAAAUAUGACAAAUUUAUUUUUGCUAUUCUUACAGAUAGUUUUAUGCAGAAAAAUGUAAAAAAUAAAAUGCAAUAAAUAAAUAAUUUCAUUGAUUAAGCAACUAUUUGUGUCUUUAAAAAGGCUAUUCACUGCACAUAACCAUGGCUAUGAGACAAAAGAAUAACUUUUUUUGGUGUUAUUAUUUUGUAUUUAAAUAUCUUUUUCUUUUCACAAAAAGAUUCAGGUCAUCAAAACCCAUAUCAGGCUUCAAAAAUGCUCGGAGAAUGAUCGAAAUUUCUGUAACUAUGUUUGAUAAGUUGUACCACAGUUAUUAUAGCAAGACUCAAAUAUAUCCUUGUUUAUAUUUUUAAUGUAUAUAGCCCAUGUUGUAGUGUAAGAAAGAGUCAAUAAACAGUUGUUGCUGCUUAUAUUCACUUUAGAAACUGUUACUGCUCCUGGAUCAGCUCAUCAGAGAGCUGGGCUCAUGAAAUCAGUGGG